Malassezia sympodialis ATCC 42132 is the source of this 315-nucleotide messenger RNA. It is a transcript of the gene GCV3, whose product is annotated as glycine decarboxylase subunit H. Gene Ontology annotation, cellular component: glycine cleavage complex; mitochondrion; cytoplasm. NCBI's taxonomy places the organism in Eukaryota, Fungi, Basidiomycota, Malasseziomycetes, Malasseziales, Malasseziaceae. The record is from RefSeq and is a predicted model, not a curated record. Gene Ontology annotation, biological process: protein lipoylation; glycine decarboxylation via glycine cleavage system.
AUGAUGAUUGCCCCUGUGCGUGUUGCCUGCUCCUCGACGCUGCGUAUGGCGUCCCGCGUGCCACGGAGCGUGGCGCCUAUGCCUGUGCGUAUGUUCCAGACCUCGCGUCUGGCUGCCGAGGUGAAGACGUACUACACGCCCGAGCACGAGUGGAUCCGCUACGACGACGCGACGAACGAGGGUGUGCUGGGCAUCACGGACCACGCGCAGAACAGUCUGGGCGACGUCGUGUACCUGGAGCUGCCUGAGAAGCAGCAGGAGGUGUCCAGGGGUGACCAGAUCGGCGCUAUCGAGUCGGUGCGUAGUGCACACUAA